This is a messenger RNA of Closterium sp. NIES-67, 937 nucleotides long. Lineage: Eukaryota; Viridiplantae; Streptophyta; Zygnematophyceae; Desmidiales; Closteriaceae. The record is from the annotation of a GenBank genome assembly.
CAAGCACCUACAUUCUUGAACUCACUUCACCUGGCUUUUCACAUAACACCCAGCCUUCGUUCUCGCAUCUGCACCAUCCCUUCUGACCGUUGCCUCCUCUGUCACUCCUUCCACCCCUCUGUCUGGCUUGCUGUUCCCUGCCUGGGUAUUCUGAUCUCUUACUCUUCCUAACGUGGAAGUCAAUCGUCCCCGAAAUUCAUUCUUCACCAGCAACCAUGGCGUCGUCCCUUUCGAUUGCUUCCUCGACGCGAGUGUUUUCUGUACAAGCAGUCACAGCCGGCCGUGUCCAAAGGCGCGUUCAGAUUACUUGCAGUUUUCAACCGAGGAAGGCGAAUCGUCCUGCGGCUUCUUCAGGAAACGCCCACCAUCUCUCUCCGUUUUACGCUGAGAAGUCGAAACCCACGGAGGAGGAUGUGGACCGUGCCUACUGGACUGAUGACGACGUCUCUCCAGUCCUUCUCCAGGAUGACGAAACCACGUGGCAGGACAGCAACUAUGUGGAUCUGACAAUGCGUUCUUAUAAGAUUGUACGGGAGGAGACUCAGCAUGCCCUCCAGAGCCACUUCUUGCAGCAGCAGAAGCACGAAGCAGCUAACACAGCGCAGUCCCACCAUAUGUGUUGUGCGCCAACCCCGUCGCACACCUUCUGUUGUGGCGAGGAUGACAAAGUUGCUCAAGAGGUCUCUCCUGCCUGUGUUCACGGAGGUGACGUGUUCUACGGGACCAGCCACUGAACUGAGUACCUGCAUGGGCUGGUUGAGGAAGUGAAUGGUUUUAGAGGUAGAACAACAACGCUAUCAACCUGUUUAGGCUUCCUCCAUGUGCAUAUGUUCCGCGGAUUUUGGUUCGGAUCUGCAAUGCAAAUAAUGUAUUGUUAGGUCAGUUGCAGUCUGUAUUUGCCUUCGUAAUGACGACAACCUUGUAGCGACGGAGUGCA